Messenger RNA from Leishmania mexicana MHOM/GT/2001/U1103, 1104 nucleotides. RefSeq lists its product as hypothetical. Lineage: Eukaryota; Euglenozoa; Kinetoplastea; Trypanosomatida; Trypanosomatidae. Bases 1 to 1104 code for a protein of 367 amino acids. The record is from RefSeq and is a predicted model, not a curated record. The transcript has a single exon.
AUGAGCGUGCCUACGGCAUCUGCGAUGCAGCUGGUGGUGGACUCGGCUGCAUCAGACAAUGGCAACAAUAGCAGCGUUAUGCAAACACCCGUCCCACCCACUGGCACGACACUGUUUCUUCGCGAGGAAGGCAGCCGCACCUUUGUGCCUGUGUAUCAUCAAUCGAGCGUGACGCUCCGCGAUUUAGCCGAGGAGUUCAACAUUAGCAGCGUUCUCGAGUGCGACGCGCACGGGAACGUUCAGCCACGCGCGGUCGCUUUUGACUCCCCAUCGGACGUUUUGCACAGUGGACGGCACUACAUCGCUCGGCGAGAUGCGCGGGCCGAGGCCGGCAACAGCUACGUCACCUUCCGCGGCAAGAUUCUUGUGAAGGAGUACGAGCUAGAGCAUCCGACCCCGCCCGCAAGCCAGAACGUAGAGACACCAACGAUAGCAGGCGAUGGUGUAGAGAGCGCCUCCCUCGCACACGAGACCCAUUCUGUCCCAGCUGCCACUCCCUUCCCAGACAAGCGCAGUGUGCGGCAGGCAAUGGAGAGGGAUGAAGAAGGCUAUGCAGCCAGUGGGCUUUCCUCAUGCACGCCUGUUCCGCGGCAGGACUACAACGAAGAGGACAGAUCGAGCAUCUCUCGAGCUCUAGCGCUAUCGUCGGAGCGUAAGCGUCCGAGAGAAGACGCUAGCGGGACAGGUGCGGAGGGCUCUGCAGCGAGCGAAAGGAGUCAGCAGCGUUCCCAGGCACAGCGGACUGAAGAGCCGCAGCUUUCCUCGGCAACUCGACCCGGCAAGGAGAAUGUUUUGCAGGACUGCACGAAUGGCCCAUCUGCGCCUCUAACGCUGUCGGGGAAGUCGAGCGACGCGCAGAGCAGCUCUCAAACUGCAAGGGAGGAUACAUCAAUUGAUGAGCCAGCUCAGCGCUCGCUGCGGUUUAUUCCCUUCCCAGAGGCAGCUUCUGAUGGUAGUGAGACGUAUGUUACGCUGGAGGAUCUGCAGAGACUGUGCCAAGAAGCCGCCACUCAAGAAGAAGAGUUCCAGAAGAGGCACAAGGGCGCCACAGAUAUCUUAGAGAGCGCUCGGCGCGUUCUCUUCACAACUGGUGAAGUGGACUAA